AUGAAUGAAGGAAUAAGCCAGGCGAUUUUAGUUAGUGGCGAAAGUGGUGCUGGUAAAACAGAAAGCACAAAAUUGCUUAUGCGCUACCUUGCUUACAUGGGAGGGAGAGCUGCUGCUGAGGGCAGGACUGUUGAGCAGCAAGUCCUGGAGUCUAAUCCUGUUUUGGAAGCAUUUGGUAAUGCAAAGACUGUUAGAAACAAUAAUUCAAGUCGUUUUGGUAAGUUUGUGGAGAUUCAGUUUGAUCAGGCGGGACGGAUUUCAGGAGCUGCUAUCAGGACUUAUUUGCUAGAAAGGUCACGUGUUUGUCAGGUUUCUGAUCCUGAGAGAAAUUACCACUGCUUUUACAUGCUUUGUGCUGCACCACCUGAGGAGGUUCAAAAGUACAAAUUAGGAAAUCCGAGAACAUUCCAUUAUCUUAAUCAAUCAAAUUGCUAUGAAUUGGAUGGUGUUGAUGAUUCCAAGGAAUACAUUGCCACAAGAAGAGCAAUGGAUAUUGUUGGAAUAAGUACUGAAGAGCAGGAUGCUAUAUUUCGAGUUGUUGCUGCAGUCCUCCAUCUUGGAAACGUUGAGUUUGCAAAAGGGAAGGAAAUGGACUCAUCAGUGCCUAAAGAUGAAAAGUCUUUGUUCCAUUUAAGAACAGUUGCUGAGCUUUUAAUGUGUGAUGUGAAAGCAUUGGAAGACUCUCUUUGCAAACGUGUAAUUGUUACUCGUGAUGAAACCAUUACAAAGUGGCUGGAUCCAGAAUCUGCUGCAGUUAGUAGGGAUGCAUUGGCAAAAGUUGUGUACUCAAGGCUGUUUGAUUGGCUUGUCGAUAAGAUUAAUAGUUCAAUUGGUCAAGACCCUAACUCAAAGUUCCUAAUUGGCGUGCUGGAUAUUUAUGGAUUUGAGAGUUUCAAGACAAACAGAACUAGUACAUAUUCUGCUUAUGUGUCUCAAGUCAAGGUUGACAUCAUGUCUCGAGGCAAUAGAAUUUGUGUAAUCACACUGGUUCAAGAAACUCCACUGAGCUUCUUUCAUCCAUCAUCAUUGGAGUGGUGUGCUUGCCUGGUGGGCAUCGAGAUAGGAGCUCAUUCUCAGUUAAUGUCCUUGUCACUUUGGGAUGGCCUUGAGUAUAUGAUCGCACGUGUUGUUCUGGGUAUUUUUGAGCAAUUUUGCAUCAAUUUGACAAAUGAGAAACUUCAACAGCAUUUCAAUCAGCAUGUUUUCAAAAUGGAGCAAGAAGAAUAUACCAAAGAAGAAAUUGAUUGGAGCUACAUUGAGUUUGUUGAUAAUCAAGAUAUUCUGGAUCUCAUUGAAAAGAAGCCUGGUGGUAUAAUUGCUCUCCUGGAUGAAGCUUGUAUGUUUCCCAGAUCAACUCAUGAAACAUUCGCCCAAAAGUUAUAUCAGACGUUUAAAAACCACAAACGGUUUGCCAAACCAAAAUUAGCUCGGAGUGAUUUCACAAUCUGCCAUUAUGCCGGUGAUGUCACAUAUCAAACAGAAUUAUUCCUGGACAAGAACAAAGACUAUGUUGUUGCCGAACAUCAGGGACUCUUGGGUGCUUCCAAAUGCUCCUUCGUAUCGGGUUUGUUUCCACCUUUAGCAGAAGAAGCUUCCAAACAAUCAAAGUUCUCUUCAAUAGGUUCUCGGUUUAAGCAACAACUGCAAGCAUUACUUGAAACUCUCAGUGCAACUGAGCCGCAUUACAUUCGUUGUGUAAAGCCCAAUAACCUUCUUAAGCCAUCUAUCUUUGAGAAUAAGAAUAUUCUUCAACAACUGCGAUGUGGGGGAGUCAUGGAGGCAAUUAGAAUUAGUUGUGCUGGAUUUCCUACAAGAAAGACAUUUGAUGAAUUUGUAGACCGAUUUGGCCUUCUUGCACCUGAAGUUUUGGAUGGGAGUUCUGAUGAAGUCACUGCUUGCAAGAGGCUCCUUGAGAAGGUUGGACUUACGGGCUAUCAGAUUGGUAAAACCAAGGUAUUUCUUAGGGCUGGUCAAAUGGCAGAACUGGAUAGUCGUAGGAGUGAGGUCUUAGGAAAAUCAGCUAGCAUUAUUCAAAGGAAAGUUCGGUCAUAUUUGUCUCGCAGAAGUUUUAUCAUGCUGCGCCGGUCUGCGAUACAGAUUCAAUCUGCUUGCAGAGGGCAACUUGCUCGUCACGUCUAUGAGAACAUGCGUAGGGAGGCUGCUUCUCUGAGAAUCCAAAGAGAUCUACGCAUGUAUCUUGCUAGGAAAGCAUACAAAGAUUUGCGUUAUUCUGCUAUUUCAAUCCAAACAGGCAUGCGUGGGAUGGCUUCUCGGGAUGAGUUACGCUUCAGAAGACAGACUAGAGCAGCAAUUAUGAUCCAGAGUCAAUGUCGCAAAUACUUGGCCCGAUUUCAUUUUACGAAGUUAAAGAAAGCAGCAAUCACGACACAAUGUGCAUGGAGAGGCAGAGUUGCUCGUACGGAACUGCGAAAGCUUAAGAUGGCUGCAAGAGAAACUGGAGCUCUUCAAGCUGCCAAGAAUAAAUUGGAAAAGCAAGUUGAAGAAUUAACAUGGAGACUUCAGCUAGAGAAACGCAUGAGGGCUGACAUGGAAGAAGCCAAAACGCAAGAAAAUGCAAAAUUACAUUCUGCUUUGCAAGAAAUGCAACUUCAGUUCAAAGAAACUAAAGAAAUACUUGUAAAGGAACGUGAGGCUGCCAAAAAGGUGGCAGAAAAAGUUCCUGUUAUACAGGAGGUUCCAGUAGUAGACCAUGCGGCCCUGGAGAAGCUUACUACAGAAAAUGAGAAACUCAAGGCUCUGGUAACGUCGCUAGAAAAGAAAAUUGAUGACACGGAGAAAAAAUUUGAAGAGACAAGCAGAAUAAGUGAGGAAAGAUCGAAGCAAGCUUUGGAGGCAGAAACAAAAAUAGUCGAACUGAAGACUGCUAUGCAUAGGCUUGAAGAAAAGUUCUCUGACAUUGAAAUGGAGAACCAAGUUCUUCGGCAGCAAGCGCUAUUACACACACCUGCAAAGAAGAUGUCAGAGCGUCCUCCAAUUCCAGCAACUCCGAGUUUGGAAAAUGGUCACCAUCCAAAUGAUGAGAAUAGAGCCAAUGAGCCACAAAGUGCAACACCUGUAAAGACGUUUGGCACGGAGGCAGACAGCAAGUUGAGGAGAUCCUACAUUGAACGUCAACAUGAGAGUAUUGAUGCUCUGAUUAACUGUGUAACAAAUAACAUUGGGUUCAGUCAUGGAAAGCCAGUUGCUGCAUUUACCAUCUACAGAUGUCUUCUCCACUGGAAAUCUUUUGAAGCAGAAAGGACUAGUGUGUUUGAUCGUCUCAUUCAAAUGAUUGGUUCUGCAAUUGAGAAUGAAGAAAACAAUGAACAUAUGGCUUAUUGGUUGUCAAAUACAUCUACUUUAUUGUUUUUACUGCAACGAAGUCUGAAGGCAGCUGGUGCUAGUGGUGCAACUCCACCUCGGAAACCUCCCUCAGCAACAUCCUUGUUUGGGCGGAUGACCAUGGGUUUUCGCUCAUCACCUUCUUCUUCCAACCUUGCUGCUGCUGCUGCUCUAGCUGUCGUGCGCCAAGUAGAGGCAAAAUAUCCAGCCUUGCUUUUCAAGCAACAGCUUGCCGCAUAUGUAGAGAAAAUUUAUGGAAUUAUUCGAGACAACUUGAAGAAGGAGUUGGCAUCUUUGCUUUCCUUGUGCAUUCAGGCACCCAGAACUUCUAAGGGAAAUGUACUAAGAUCUGGACGAUCCUUUGGGAAGGAUUCUCCUUCAAGUUAUUGGCAGAGCAUUAUCGACAGUCUCAACACUCUCCUCAGUACUUUGAAGCAAAAUUUUGUACCUCCAGUUCUUAUCCAGAAGAUCUUCACUCAAACUUUCUCAUAUAUCAACGUGCAAUUGUUUAACAGUCUUCUCCUCCGUCGCGAGUGUUGUACAUUUAGCAAUGGUGAAUAUGUAAAAGCUGGGUUAGCUGAGCUAGAGCUAUGGUGCGUCCAGGCAAAAGAAGAGUAUGCAGGUCCAUCUUGGGAUGAACUUAAGCACAUAAGACAGGCUGUUGGGUUUUUGGUCAUACAUCAGAAGUACAGAAUAUCCUAUGAUGAAAUCACUAAUGAUCUAUGUCCUAUCUUGAGUGUUCAGCAACUAUAUAGAAUCUGUACACUUUACUGGGAUGACAAUUACAAUACUCGGAGUGUGUCACCUGGUGUCAUUUCUAGCAUGAGGGUACUUAUGACAGAAGACUCCAACAAUGCUGUUAGCAAUUCCUUUUUGUUGGAUGACAAUUCCGGCAUUCCCUUCUCUGUGGAUGACCUUUCUAAUUCUCUGCAAGAGAAAGAUUUCUUGGAUGUUCAGCCAGCAGAGGAGCUACUCGAGAACCCAGCCUUCCAGUUUUUACACGAGUGA
This is a messenger RNA of Dovyalis caffra, 4350 nucleotides long. Lineage: Eukaryota; Viridiplantae; Streptophyta; Magnoliopsida; Malpighiales; Salicaceae. The record is from the annotation of a GenBank genome assembly.